Mizuhopecten yessoensis (Yesso scallop) is the source of this 2186-nucleotide messenger RNA. RefSeq names its product RNA polymerase I-specific transcription initiation factor RRN3-like. The transcript has 16 exons. The record is from RefSeq and is a predicted model, not a curated record. Gene Ontology annotation, molecular function: RNA polymerase I general transcription initiation factor activity; RNA polymerase I core binding. NCBI's taxonomy places the organism in Eukaryota, Metazoa, Mollusca, Bivalvia, Pectinida, Pectinidae. Bases 140 to 1915 code for a protein of 591 amino acids. Gene Ontology annotation, cellular component: nucleus. Gene Ontology annotation, biological process: transcription initiation at RNA polymerase I promoter.
UUAGCAAUGUUGUGCAAGCCACAUGUCAGCUGGCAUCAUUUUGAAUAGAUAUACUAUUUGAAGCACUUCUAUUUGUCAGAAAAAGUAAUGCUUAUGCGGCUGUUAAAAUAUCCUUCAUGUGAUUGAGAUGUAACUAAUCAUGUCUUCGGAGGUUCAAAUACCACAAGUACAAAAGAUAUUGAAAAACUACAAAAAGGGUUUAAGACAAGAAUAUGAUGUCUUCUUGAGCAGAUUAGGAAGUCCUAAUAUUUCGUCUGCACAGCUAAAGGUGUAUAUUCAGUCUUUGAGGGAUUGUAUCACAUUCCUGGAUAAGGACUAUGAAAUCCUUGUUGGAGUUCUGUUGAAAGUAGAUUGGACGAGGAGGGAGCCUGCUGUGGUUCUGGAAUAUCAGACCCUUUUACACAACCUAGUGUCUGCACACACAUACUAUCUGCGUGCAGGUCUACGCAUGCUUGUCAAACACUUUCUGCCAAAAAUUCCAGAGAGUUCCAAGAAUUCACUAUCGGAGAGUGUAGUUUUGGACAGUCAACAGCUUCAGGAACAUGAGACAAGCUUUAUCAAUGUACACUUGGUGAUAAAAGCCAUCUCUGACAUUGUACCAAUGAGCCCAAUGGUCCUGAUGCCUCUCCUUAGUGAUUACUUCCCUUACAUGACCAAGGACACAUACCUACAGGAGUGCUAUGUCAAGAAUCUACUUCAGAUCACCCAUUACAUGCCCAAUCAGCGACAGGCCAUAUUAGAACUUAUCGUGGACCGAAUGCUGAAACUAGAUGUACGGUCACCCAAACAUGAGAUUGCAGAGGCCGAGGAAAAUACAGAAGAUAACGACAUCAUCUUUGAUAUGGAUGACCCUAGUGUGUCACAGAAAGUGACAUCCUCAGAUACUGGAUACAGCAGUGGAUGUUCAGAACCUGGAUCAGCUAAACCCAUGAAUCACAAGGAGGCUGAACGCCUGGACAUAAUGAUGGAUCUGGUGCUGAAAUAUAUACACCAAACGUGUUUCCAUGAUGGUCAGCUGAACUGGGAGAAGGCUAAGACACUGUAUCGGGAAAUGCUGCUGGUGUUUGACCGCCUUAUUCUACCUACACAUGCUUCCUGCCAUGUCCAGUUCAUCAUGUUUUUCCUGUGUGCAAUAAAGCAGCCAAUCUGUGAAGGCUUUUUGGAUUUUCUGUGGAAGAAAGUGCAGGAUCCAAACACAGAGCGGGUGUACCGUCAGGCUAGUGUGAGCUACAUAGGCAGCUUGUUGUCUCGAGGACUGUUCGUACCAAUCAGCACUGUCACAGCCUGUCUGGGACUGAUGUGUGAUUGGGUACACAAGUACUUAGACCAGGUUGGCACCGACUCUAUCCAUGCUGAUGUGUGUCACCAUGGAUCCUUUUAUUCUGUUUGUCAAACAAUUUUCUAUGUGUUUGUAUUCAGAAGUAAAGAGCUGCUGGAAAUGAAAAAGGGUUACAAAUGGGCAGAGGGUUUAAAUUUCCAGAGAAUCGUAACGAGUCGCCUCAACCCACUGCGUGUGUGUCUGCCUGUUAUAGUGAAGUCUUUUGCGUCUGUCACAAGAACACACCAGUUAGCUUUUUGUGAUACAAUAAUAGAGAGAAAUAAUCGUUGUUUCCUGCCAUCAUCGUCGACAAGAAAAGGAGACCAGCUCAAUGAUGCAUUUCCCUUUGAUCCUUACCUAUUACACAGGUCGGGAAAGUUUAUCAUGCCCCAUUACAGGGAAUACCAAGGGAAUGUUGUACAGGAAGAUAAUGAUACAGAGGAUGAGGAGGAUGAUUUUAUAACAGACGAUAUUGUGUCUCCAAAGAACACCAUCCCAGUGCUAUCUACAGGGAAAACUCCCACAGACUUUAUGGCAUACAGUGUGUCUCCAGGGUUCAAACAAAUGCAGGAAUGGCCACAGAGUAUGGAAGGAUGAAAUACAGAAGCUGCAUUAUGUGUGUUAAGAAGAGGCUGUGUCUGGAACUGGUGGAUGAGGGGGCUGACAGCAACUGCUAGUCAGGUUGAUGGAUGAGGGGGUGACUGGAACUGCCAGUCAGUUUGAUGGAUGAGGGGGCUGACAGCAACUGCCAGUCAGGUUGAUGGAUGAAUGUUGGGGGUGACUAGAACUGCCAGCCAGUUUGAUGGAUGAAUGUUGGGGGUGACUAGAACUGCCAGCCAGUUUGAUGGAUGAAUGUUGGGGGUGACCA